This is a messenger RNA of Schistosoma haematobium, 5217 nucleotides long. RefSeq lists its product as uncharacterized. The record is from RefSeq and is a predicted model, not a curated record. The transcript has 2 exons. NCBI's taxonomy places the organism in Eukaryota, Metazoa, Platyhelminthes, Trematoda, Strigeidida, Schistosomatidae. Bases 659 to 1003 code for a protein of 114 amino acids.
AUAUUUUGCGGUGUCAGUUUUAAAGAAGAAAAAACAGACGAACAGACAGCAAUCCAUUAAUUAUUACUUCAUUAAAAUGUCAAACAUAAUUGAUGGGUUAUAAAUUGCUCAACAAUACUGCUAUUUCAGUAAAAUAAUAACUAAUUCAUUCAGUAUUAGAUUAUCAGUAUUAUUACGAUGUAUGUUAAUGUAUGUAACUGGGGGACUGUAUUGUAAAAUGUUAAUAAACUAUGUUAACUGAUAUUUCGAUUAACAAAUCCAACAUAUUGCAUAAGAAAUAUAUCCAUUUUUAUGGGAUAAAAUCAUUUUAUGCAAAUAUUGCAAUGGUUCCUCGUUUUUCGAGUAUAAGUGAUAAGUGGUUCCGACAUAACAAACAGUGACGACCAGAUAUAACAAGUAGUGUUCAAUCGAGAAGACAUAUCAGUGGCGAUAGGGUGAAAAAAGGACCAAAACAAUCAGCAUACAGAAUUGUCGUCGGCGUCCUUGAACGAUAUUAGUUGUAAAUUUUUCGUAUAUUAUUUUCUAUUACCAUGCUGAUUCAUACAGAAAUAGAAAAUGGCUUUCUCUUCCGAUUAAUUGCAGUUGCUAUUUCAACGACAACAGCAGUGUUUCAAACGAAACAGUAACAAUCAUAUAUGAUCCACCCAUCGGUCCAAGAAUGUCCAUUUCAGAAACAUGUUCUGCUGUUGGUUCGAAUCCCAUUAUCGCAGAAAUACAACUUACAAGCAGUGAGUUGUCUAGCUCACAAAAAGACGGGGUUUUGUUAAAUGCUCAUGAAAUUGUUGCAGUACCCACACACGAAGAAACAGAAAAUGAAUCAAGCAGCAUAAUGAAGACAUUUGAAUCAUAUGGAUUUCAUCAUUUUACGACAAAAGUUUCUGAUGAAUAUACAUACCGGGAUUCUCUAGUUGUUUUACUAGAUAUGAGUUAUCUUAAUGAAUCAUAUGUUUUUGAUCAAAUUUCUUACAAAAAUGAGAAAAAAUAUGUUGAAUGUAUCAAAUGAUGAUCAAGAACCUAAUGAAAUUUUGAUAGAUGCUGAUUAUCCUAGCGAUCCACCAUCUACUAAUGAGAUUUUCAAUAAAUUUGAUGAAAAUGUUUCAGAAGGAUCAAACCCCAAUGACCUCGUAUCAAGUGUCAUUCAUCCCUAUUAUCAAGUCAGUUCUAGUCGACUUUCUAUCCAGUCAACAAUAUUGAAAACUGUUGAAACAUAGUCAGUCAUUAUAUGGAAUGAUAAGCUGAACAAAUAAAUCUUUUUAUCAGACAUGAUCAACAAGUAUGUGAAUAUUCAACAUUAUCCAAUGACCUGAUCUAUUUGAAUUCAAUUUCAUAGUAAGAAAAUGUACAAUUCUAAAUGAUAAUCAAUUUAUUACCUUGAAAAACAAAAGAAGAUAAUAAUAAUAAUAAAACAAAGGAAUGAUCAAGUUUAAUAAUUCAAUACACAUUUAUCCCAUUCUGGUAAUUCAGACAUUGUUUUAUGAUCAAAUUUUAUAUAAAAUGUGUAAAUUAUGUGAUUGUUUACUUUUUUCGUUUUAAAAAGUGUUUCAGUUUGAUUGAUUAUCUUUGUAUCUAAGGUAUCUGUAUAGAUUGUUAUCUCCAAGACUUUUUUAAAUUUGGGAAUCGUGAAAAUAUGUUUGAUUAUCCUGGUAACCUUUUUUUUAAUUUGCAAGGAAUCUAAAGCUUAAUAUUGUUAAACAUAAUGAAUUCCAUAAAUGUGUACUAUUAUUUUGAUUUAACAUUUUGUAAUACAUUCCAGAUACUGUAGUAAUUUACCACAUAGACUUUAAAUAAAUAAAAAACUAUGAAUUAAUUUUGAUACUUAUGGAAUUUUGUAUGUAUAAGCGAAAAAGCAGUUAGAAGUGGUCGAAUUAAGACAGCACCAUCCUGAUGAAAUCACUAACGGUUGUUUUUCAACGAUUUGUGGAAUCAUGGAAUUCCUUCAUGGGUUUUACUUUCCAGUUAAGGGUGUUCAGAGACAAAGUUUGAAAAUCGGUCUUGGUGAUUUUUUCCUUAAAUCGUAUAGUCAGUUCAUAUUUUCUCAUCCUAGACAAUCCCAUUCAUCCUUUUGUGAACAUAAUUAUUAUAUUUGAUUUUGCAUUGCAUUUGUUCUUAUUAUUCCAACUUUAUCAUGUAUGCUUUUCUUGAUUUUCUCUCCUGGAAUAUGUUAGUGUUGGGGAGAUCCAGAAAACUCCUCAAAAACAACCAAGAAAGGCUCUAAAAACACUGGGAAGCAUUUUAUCCUAUCAGCGUUCACUAAAAGUUUUGCCAGAAACAUCCAGAAGUUGGAAAGUCACAUUUCGAGUUUCUGAUUGGCUGAUUACUACACUGCUACUAUGUUUAGUAGCAUUCUAGAAUUUUCGGGAAAACCCAAGGAGAUCUAAAAUACUAUAAAAACCCUAUAUUUUCUGUACAUAAACGAACGUUUGGAGUAAAGUAUUUCUUACUUGCUUUUCUCCUUUUCUCUCUUGUUCAAGUCUCCGUGUAGUUCUAGCUUGGGGUUUACUAGAAGAGCUUAGGAACCGAAUAUAGCGUUCAAUUAGCAAGACUUAUCAGUCAUCUUGGAAACUCGGAUAAUAUUUUACCUUGUAAGAUAACAUUUUUUGUCUCAAUAGGUUGUUUUGUUAUCAAGGUGAUCUAUUCUUCUCACUUCGCUUACCAAAUUUCUAGUAGCAGGUUAUUAAACCUAUAUUGUAUUUAGAAUAUAUUGUAAUCGGACAAAAUAUAACUGGCAUAAAUAUGUCAACAUGGGAAAAUAAAGCCAUCAACCCCAUUCAUAUAUGAAUAAAAUAUAAAGGUAUAUUAAUCAGUUUACUGAUUAACUGAGAAAUGGAAGUCUUUAGUAUUGUUUUCGGAUUUCACCAAAACUGGUUUUCCCCACAUACUUAGUAACGAAUAAGGUGAAAUCAUAAAUGUAGAGAGUAAUCGUUUGCUUGUGAGCAUUCAUGUAUAAGCGAAAAGAUCUAUACCAUAGUAGCUAGCUAGGCGACUUUGGAUGCCAGUGUUCGUUUUUACACCAAGACUCGUAACCAGUAUAUUUCGCUUCAAAUGAAUAACGUGUUAUAUUCAUGGUGUGCAAAUAUUUUAAUAAAAAGACUGAUUGGAAUCCCGUUACGAUUGUCAGCAAAGCGAUAACUGAAAUCUUUUCUAAUCAUGAUAUAAAUAUCAUGUCUGAGUGGCUUUCUAGAUUCAGUAGCUGAAUGAUUAACGUGUUAGGCUUUUGAAGCUAAAGGUGCUAGGUUCAAUUCAUGAUGUUAGUAUCGACAUUGGAUGUACGUGCACCUAACCCGGUUCGGUCGAAACGCGAGUCCUGGCUAUCCCUACCAGCCACGAAUUUAUCUAUUCUAUGAAAGUUUCUGAAAAAUGGAAGUAUCGAGACAGUCUGCACAAGAUUCAUACAUGCUAAUAGAGAUUAGUUGAAAUUCUGUCAACAUCAUACGAGCGAUUCUAGAACUACAUUUUAGUUCCCGUGAUGUAAUGUAUACUAAAUUCUUAGUUUCACUGAAUAAUUGUUAAAAUACCAAUCAUUAGAAUUUCGUAAACGUCUUUAAAGUAUAUAGAAUGUUGAAAAUUCGAGGGUGAACUCUAUGCAAGAUAGCCAAUUAGUCAUCUGUAAUGUUGAAGGUCAAGAUGAUAAGUUAAGGAUACUUCUAUGAAUGGGUUUUCAAAAGACAAUUCAAAUGAUCAACAUACAGAGAGUAUUCAAUGUUAACUUGAUUGAAUUUGAAAUUUAUGUUAAAUAAUUCUUAUUUUAGCCAACAGACGUUCCAAAUUGAUUUAUCAUAUUUUCAUUCAUCAAAACUAUUUACAUUUGUCCAUGCAAAGGUAUACAUUAAUUCAUACUAAAGGCGAAACUAUAAUUUAUGGACGAACCAAUCGGAUGUAAGAUAACAGGUUUUGGAUUGUGGCGCAAAAUUCAUUUGGUUAAAUUGAGUUUCGGCAUUAUAGCUGAUGUUAGUUCUUGAUGAAAACAUUAAAUCUAAUUCCUAACCCUAGCCAUCUUAAUUCUAAUUCCUCAUACUGGUUUAUAACCCUCAUUUAGCACUAGUUAAUAGGUGGACGUAACUUCACCCGGAGUCCCUCCGGGGGCUACUUCCGGUCCCAAGCCCGGAUAAAGGAGGAGGGUUGGGCAUGGGGUUAGCGUCCCCAUCCCGUAGAAAACUAACUCGCCAAAAAACGCUAACAUCUGGCCCUUCUAUCCCAAACGCAACAACAAAUGCAGGAGAAGACGACCAGUGUAGCAGCAGCCUCAGCAGCAGUAGGUCUCAACAUACAUAAAGGGAAAAGCUAAAUUCUCCGAUACAACACAACAUGCAACAACCGAGUCACAAUUGACGUAGAAGAUAUGGAAGAUGUAAAAACCUUUACAUAUUUGGGCAGCAUCAUUGAUGAACAGGGUGGAUCUGUUGCAGAUGUGAAAGCGCGGAUCGGUAAAGCAAGAGCAGUAUAUUUACAACUGGAGAAUAUACGGAACUCAAAGCACCUGUCUGUCAACCAACGCCAAUGUCAGAAUUUUCAAUAAAAAUGUCAAAACAGUUCUACUGUGUGGGGAGGAAACUUGGAGAACAACGAAAGCCAUCAUCUAGAAGAUACAAGUGUUUAUUAACAGUUGUCUACGCAAAAUACUUCGGAUCCGUUGACCAAACACUAUCAGCAACAACCUACUAUGCGAGAGAACAAACCAGAUCACAGCAGAGGAAGAAAUCAGGAGGAAGUUCUGGAAGUGGAUGAGACGCACAUUGAGAAAAGCACACAACUGCGUUACAAUGUAAGCUCUCACAUGGAAUCCCGAAGGCCAAAAGAGAAGAGGAAGACCAAAGAACACAUUAGGUCGAGAAAUAAAGACAGACAUAAGAAAGACGAACAAAAAUUGGAUAGAAAUAGAUAAGAAGGCCCAUGACUGAGUUGGUUGGAGAAUGCUAGUCGCCAGCCUAUGCUCCAUUGGGAGUAACAGGCGUAAGUAAGUAAGUAAGUAAGUAAGUAAGUAAGUAAGUAAGUAAUAGGUGGACGUGCUCAUGGCUUCAAAGGUCGUCCAUAAAUUAUAAUCCCACCUUAUAUUUUUGUUUUUUUUUUAUCCUGAGAAAUUUUAUGAGCUCAACAAAAGAUAGUUUAGCAAUUUGUGAUUAUGCAAUUAAGUGAAUAUUACAUUUUUGAGUAGACAUUCAUGUAAAAGUCAAAAACUAACCUCAUUGAAUUCAUGGUUAGAACAUAUAAAUGUAACGA